UCAUUCUGAUUGUUUUAUUGGGCAUUGCAAUUGUUUUGGAUGGAGUUAUCGUUGCAGGUGCCUCACGUUUUGCCUCUGUAUUGCUCUCCUUGUUUUGCUCUCCUUGUUUAUUCACUUACAACACUUGGUUUUAAUCAAAUCAAAUUGUAAUUAAACAGACUACUCACAAGAUGUUAGUGAUAUUCGGCAACAUCUACAGGUGAACUUAAUUUGACCUCUAAACUUUUGAAUGCACAUCCGACUGUUUAAUGUUUCAGUACUUUUUGCACAACUUGCUGUCGCCUAACAAGGAGCUGAACGACAAGGAUGUCCAAUUCUAUACCUUUUGGAGACUUCCAGCCUCUCUGUAGCUCUGUUACAACCUGCUAAUGCUGAGGACACUAUGUGACCCUCUAAGCUCAGUGGCUUCUGAGAACAUCCUGUUUAAAGGCUCACAAUGGUGAGCCUAGUGUUGCUCUAUUGUUAGGUGUCUUGGUCUCAUGAUGUCAAAAUUUGAACAGCAUGAUGCAGAGAACUAUUUCAAUACCAAUUCUAAUUGAACUACUAAAUUUACAGCUUUGUAAUCUAUUGAUCAAAAACCCACGUUGAAUUUUGCCAUUCUGCUUGGGGAACAGCAAGCAGUGCAAAAAGUACUGAAUCAUUGAAGAAUUGGACAGAGUGGUGGUUUCUGGAAUGUGCGGUAUCUGCAGUCGCACAGGAGGGCAGCAGCUUAUUCAGAGAUCUCUGUUUGGGGGCGGAACUGAAGAUAGUUUUAUGUUUGUAGAAAGUAACUGGGAAAGUUGCGGUCGCCUUUGUAUUGUGGCGAUGUUGAGUCAAAUAAAGAAAGGUCUAGGGCAUGCUAAGCUCGCUAAAGAAGUGGAUCUUUCAUAUAGCAACAGCAGCAGAUACGCACUUGUGGCAAGUGUACAACAAAACGUGGAAAAGAGGCAGUGUGUCAAUACACAGAACACCACGCACACUCAUGGUACAACAAAACGACAGUACAACAAAACAAAAACCAAAAGGUAAGAAAAACACACAUAAAAAAACAAUCCAUCCAUCCAUCUUCUUCCACUUAUCCGGGUUGGGUCACGGGGGCAGCAGCUUUAGCAGGGAGGCCCAGACUUCCCUCUCCCCAGCUACUUCAUCCAGCUCUUCUGAGGGAUCUCGAGGUGUUCCCAGGCCAAUCGGUAGACAUAGCCUCUCCAGUGUGUCCUGGGAUGUCCCAGUACGACGUGCCCGGGACACUUCUCUAGGGAGGCGUUAGGAUGCCCAAGUCACCUCAUCUGGCUCCGCUAGAUGCGGAGGAGCAGCGGCUUGACUCUGAGCCCCUCCCGGAUGACAGAGUUUCUCACCCUAUCUCUAAUGGAGAGCCUGGACACCCUGUGGAGGAAACUAAUUUCUGCUGUUUGUAUCCGCGAUCUUGUUCUUUAGGUCAACUACUACGACCCACAGCUUGUGAUCAUAGGUGAGGAUUGGACCGUAGAUCAACAGGUAAAUUGAGAGCUUGGCCAUUUGUCUCAGCUCCUUCUUCACCUGAUGGCCACGUGAUGUUUGCAGAGACAUGUCAACCAGGACAGCCCCAUAACAUCCAGAAGCUUGAGGAACUCUGGGCCUUUUUAGGAACAACUACUAUUACUAUGGAAAAACACAAACAUGGCCUAUGAAUUACGACUGACAUAAAGCAUCAAGCACUUUAAACUGUUAUGGUUAUAGUGCAAUUUAGGUUCAACCUGAAAUUUCAAACCCAAAACCAAAUAUCCCUAACUUUCCAAAUAACUAAGCCAAUUAACGCCACUGAGGAUUACCUGAAAAAUCAUUCCAAGCCUUUCAAGUACGCAUUGUUGGGCAUACUCGGAGCAGGUUAUGUGGCAUACUUCAUUGCAGCCUGUGUUUUGGAUUUCCAGAGGGCCACUGCUCUGGUGGUCAUCACCUGUUUGGCUGUUGUGUCCAAGUCCUAUGACCUUGUGAAGAAAUACAAGGGGAAGAGCAUCAGUCGGUGUUUUAGACCUGUCGUACAAGCCUUGAAAUCCAACUUAAGGUGGCUCAAAUGGGUCUUCAUUGUGAUUGUUGUGGUCCUGCUCGCACUCUGGCUUGUGCUAGACACACGGCAGCGUCCCGAGCAGCUUAUUUCCUUCGGAGGUGUGUGCAUGUUCAUCCUGCUCGUGUUCCUCUGCUCAGCCCACAGGACAGCAGUGUGCUGGAGGCCUGUAUUUUGGGGCCUUGGGUUGCAGUUCUGCAUCGGACUUUUUGUCAUCAGAACCGAGCCUGGACUUGUAACUUUCCAAUGGCUCGGACGACAAGUACAGAUUUUCCUGGACUACACCAAAGAAGGAUCAUCAUUUGUUUUUGGAGAUUUGAUCGGCGGGAUCUUUGCCUUUCAAGCUUUGCCUAUCGUCGUAUUCUUCAGCAGCGUGAUGUCCGUGCUUUACUUUUUGGGCUUAAUGCAGUGGCUCGUCCUGAAGAUCUCAUGGUUUAUGCAGAUAACAAUGGGAACCUCUCCCACAGAGACCUUGAGUGUAGCAGGCAAUAUCUUUAUCGGACAGACAGAGGCACCGCUGCUGAUUCGGCCCUAUUUAAAGGACAUGACCAAAUCUGAAAUCCAUGCUGUUAUGACUGGAGGAUUUGCCACAAUUGCAGGCAGUGUCAUGGGAGCAUUCAUCUCAUUUGGGAUUGAUGCAUCCUCCUUGAUAUCAGCCUCGGUCAUGGCUGCUCCCUGUGCGCUGGCCUUUGCCAAGCUGUCUUACCCAGAGACAGAAGAGAGCCCCUUCAAGUCAGAGGAGACUAUCAAAGUGGCUUGUGGAGAUGAGCAGAACAUUCUGGAGGCAGUCAGCAGCGGAGCGUCAGCCUCCAUCGGUUUGGUUGCCAACAUUGCCGCAAACCUCAUUGCCUUCCUUGCCAUCCUCGCCUUCAUUAAUGAAGCUUUGAGCUGGCUCGGAGGCAUGGUGGGAUACCCCGAUGUCACCUUUCAGCUAUUUUGCUCGUACAUAUUCAUGCCCCUGGCCUUCAUGAUGGGAGUGCCGUUCGAGGAGAGUUUUACCGUCGCCGAGCUGAUCGGCAUAAAGCUUUUUCUGAACGAGUUUGUGGCCUACAAGAAAUUGUCUACACUGAAAAGCAACAGAAUCAACGGACUGGAUGCUGUAAUUGGCGGUAAAAGACAGUGGAUUUCAGUCCGAUCAGAAAUAAUUAGCACCUACGCUCUCUGUGGCUUUGCCAACUUCAGCUCUCUAGGCAUCAUGAUUGGAGGACUAGCCUCUAUAUGCCCAUCUAGAAGAAGUGAUGUCUCAGCUCUGGUGUUGCGAUCCAUGAUCACAGCCACAUGCGUCUCGCUUGUCAAUGCUUGCAUCGCUGGGAUCUUAUUCGUUCCUUCACUCGACUGUGUGAAACUGUUCAAAGAAUCUGUUUUCAACGACACAAAUGUGAACGUGCAGACCUGUUGUAAUGACCUCUUUGGAAGUGUUGUCAACAACGGGACCAUCUCCUUUGAAGGCUCGUGGAGCACGGUGGUAAACGCCUCCGUGUAUUUGGCCAAAUGCUGUCAGUGCUGUGGUGUCUCUCAUGAGACACUUUGUUUGUAAAGGAAGACUUGUACAGUAUGUUUCCUUGAUUUGUAGUUCGGUCACACUGGUUUUCCUGAGUCUGGUUGGAAUGGGGUGGUGCUGUGGUAGACUGGUUAGAGCGUCUGGCUCACAGUUCUGAGGACCGGGGUUCAAUCCCCGGCCCUACCUGUGUGGAGUUUGCAUGUUCUCCGCGUGCCUGCGCUGGUUUUCUCCGGGCUCUCCGGUUUCCUCCCACAUCCCAAAAACAUGCAUGGUAGGUUAAUCGAAGACUCUAAAUUGCCCGUAGAUGUGAAUGUGAGUGCGGAUGGUUGUUUGUUUGUAUGUGCCCUGCGAUUGGCUGGCAACCGGUUCAGGGUGUACCCCGCCUCCUGCCCGAUGAUAGCUGGGUUAGGCACUCCAGCACUCCCGCGACCCUUGUGAGGAUAAGCCGCUCAGAAAAUGGAUGGAUGGAUGGUUGGAAUGGCCACUUCAACCUGUUUACAACACACCAAAAAUUUUGAAAAUUGGAUGAUGGGUUCCGGAGAGUUUUUUUGUGUGAGGAAAAAAAGGCCUUUGGGGAAUGUUUUUCACCUAUAGAACAUCUGGUCAAAAAACACCUUCAAAUUAGAGUAAAAUAGUAUAACUUCUUUCUCAACACAUCUCCUCAACCCUUUGUUUCGUCUGAUACUCAGUAACCCCUUCUCUGACCGGCAGACAAGUUGCAGUUGAAAAUAUCCACCAAAAAGCUUGUACGGGCCAAAAUUCCCAGGGGUUCUUCAAGUUGAUGCGUCAAAAUUAACGUGACGUUUCAAAUUAUGUGACUUGCCCUAAAAGCUCGACUUUAAAAGUUCAAAUGGAACAUUACCGGUGAGAAGAGCAGUCUGUGCAAGACAUUGGGCCAGGUACUGUCGUAAUCAUUUGAUUUAUCCUGAAUUUAUUUUAUAUGGAGGAUUUUAGUGGUGUUUGAAGAGCUCAGUCUUAAAUUCCAUAAUUCCACAUAAAUGGCAGCCACUUGCCACGUUGUUAAUUUUACUCGUUUAUUUUUACUUCCACUCUUGAAAAGCAAAAAAUUAAUUGAUGAAUAAACAUUAGUUGUACAGUUUGUAGGUCACAUUAAUGGUUGAGAAAGUUUUGAAAUGAUUUAUCUUGGUCUCAUUUUUUUUUUCUACCACAAAAACCUGGCAUUUUUUUUAUAUCCACCGAACGUCUUUAAAUAGGCAAUCAUAGAAAUUGCCUGUUAUAAGGCAAAUAUUCAACAGGGUAGCGUACCACAUUAAUACUGUAAAGUGAACAACUAUGGUUAUAAAGAUUUAGAUUUUUAUUUCCUAAGUGUAUUACACACCAUAGUGUUUUAAGACAGAUGUAAAGUAACUGUUAUGUAUUGUAAAUGAAUUAAGUAGUUUAAUUUUAUUGUGUUGAGUGUCAAAAGAAAAAUAUCUCUGGAUUCCUUCAGGUAUCAGCUGUUUGAUGAAUGUAAAUAGCCAAUAAUUGGAUUCAAAAUGUUUGAAUGGAUUAUUAUGCAUGUUGUUGUACUGGAUUAAAAAAAAAAAUAAAGACCCAUGAAGACUGAAA
Messenger RNA from Phyllopteryx taeniolatus (common seadragon), 5090 nucleotides. RefSeq names its product solute carrier family 28 member 1 (gene slc28a1). The transcript is spliced from 16 exons. The record is from RefSeq and is a predicted model, not a curated record. Gene Ontology annotation, molecular function: nucleoside:sodium symporter activity. Gene Ontology annotation, biological process: nucleoside transmembrane transport. Lineage: Eukaryota; Metazoa; Chordata; Actinopteri; Syngnathiformes; Syngnathidae. Gene Ontology annotation, cellular component: membrane. The coding region runs from base 1686 to 3557 and encodes 623 amino acids.